ACAUUGAAGUCUGAUGAAUUGGCAAGCUGCAUCCUCUGCUCAGGCAGGCAGCUAACACUGGAGCUCCAAGAACAGCAGCACUAAGCAGCUGUAACAAAUUAGCAGUCUUAACAACUCUCCACAGCACUGACAACAAGGGUCUGAUGAAGACAUACUCAAUCAAUGGGAGAGAGCGCUCCUGUCAAUUUCUGUACUCCGCUUCCCCGGGAAGCACAAGGCACCUGAAGCAUUUCUGAGCCCAAUCAAUGCAUUGACCACCUCAUGGCAGUUUUCAACAUCACCCACUCUAACCCUUCAACAUUCUUCCUAAUGGGCAUCCCUGGCCUGGAAGCUGCCCACAUCUGGAUUUCCAUCCCUUUUGCUGUAUUCUACAUUAUCGGCCUGUUGGGAAAUUUCACACUUCUGUUUGUUGUAUACAAAGAGCAGGCUCUUCAUAAUCCAAUGUACCUUCUGCUCUGCAUGCUGGCGCUCACAGACAUCACCACACCUACUUUCGUCAUGCCAAAUGCACUGUGUAUAUUUUGGUUCAAUUUGAAAGGUAUUACUAUGGGCGGCUGCUUCACCCAGAUGUUUUUCCUUCACACUGUUUCUCUUAUGCACUCCGCCAUCCUCGUGACAAUGGCCUUCGAUCGCUACGUUGCCAUAUGUAACCCUCUCAGAUACGCCACCAUCCUCACCAAUGCACGAAUAGCUAAGCUAGGGCUCGUGGGUUUGAUAAGAGCUGUUCUCUUCAUUCUGCCUCUGCCCCUGCUCCUGAGCCGGCAGCCAUUCUGUACAAAUCGUAUUAUCCCUCACACACAAUGCGAGCACAUAGCUGUGGCGAAGAUGUCAUGUGGGGAUAUUACAGUGAACAGGACAUACGGCUUGGUGCUAUUCUUUGUAGUCAUCAUGUCAGACCUGACGCUCAUUGCCCUGUCCUAUGGUCUGAUCAUCAGGGCCGUUCUCAGACUCUCCUCCAAGGAAGCCCACCAGAAAGCCCUCAACACCUGCACAGCCCACAUCUGUGUGAUGCUGACGUAUUAUACUCCCAGCCUCUUUUCCAACCUGACAAACCGGUUCGGUCAGGGCAUAGCUCCCCACAUUCACAUCAUCUUGGCUGACCUCUAUCUCCUCAUCCCUCCCAUGCUCAACCCAAUCAUUUAUGGGGUCAAAUCCAAAGAGCUUCGUGACAAAGUGGGUAAAUACAUCUGCAGAAAGUGA
This is a messenger RNA of Mauremys mutica (yellowpond turtle), 1200 nucleotides long. Its product is annotated as olfactory receptor 52E2-like. The record is from RefSeq and is a predicted model, not a curated record. Gene Ontology annotation, molecular function: olfactory receptor activity; G protein-coupled receptor activity. Gene Ontology annotation, cellular component: membrane. Lineage: Eukaryota; Metazoa; Chordata; Testudines; Geoemydidae. The transcript has 3 exons. Gene Ontology annotation, biological process: G protein-coupled receptor signaling pathway. The coding region runs from base 262 to 1200 and encodes 312 amino acids.